AUGAUGCUACUAAUUUCUAUUCUCUCGUGUACUAUAUUUUUCUUCCAUUUUUUGAAUGCCGUAGCAGAAAUCACUCUCACGGGCUGCCAUCUUGAAGCUGGCCUGCAAGUUUGUACUACUCUUAAUGGCCAAGCUACUACCUUUCAAGUGCCCAUCACAUCUUAUAGUGAAAUUACUUUGACAAAGACGACUCCCACGACAGAAACUUCAACCACUACUGAGAUACCAAACACUACUGAACCUCCAUCAUCAACUCAAAUUUCAGAAAGUACUACUACUCCACAAACUGAUGCAGUGACGGCUUGCCAUUUACAUGGCGAUACACAGUACUGCGUGAAUGGAGCGGGUGCAGAGGUGAGGAUAGUAGCCAGCUCGACGCCAACUCCAAUUCCUACAGCUUACACUGGCUGCCACUCUCACGGAUCAGAAAUGCACUGUUUAGACCCCUUUGGCUCAGAGGUAAAGGCAGUGAGUUCAGAACCAACUGCCCCUGCUGCUGGUAAAAAAGGCAGCCACUCUGGAGGCAAAAAUUGUCAUUUUCAUGCUGGAGUGGAGCAUUGUACCUCCACUGACGGGUCCGAGGAAAGAGACUGCGGGAGAGUUGAUCGAGACUACAAUGUAAACCUACGUAUAGGUUUACUGUUUGUAAUCUUGAUAACUAGUGCAAUCGGUGUCUUUACUCCAAUUUUACUGAGUAGAUUACUCCGGAUUCAACCUACUGGACUUAUUUUCACAUUUAUCAAGCAAUUCGGUACAGGAGUUAUAAUUUCGACUGCGUUUGUGCAUUUAUUGACGCACGCUGAAUUAAUGUUUGCAAACACAUGCCUUGGAGAGCUCAAAUAUGAAGCCACAGCGACAUCAAUCGCUAUGGCAGGCACGUUCAUGGCUUUUCUAGUCGACUUUUCUUCACACCGCCUAGCCCAUUGGAGGCAGUCUAAAAUUGUUCCAGGCCCUAUUGACGAAAAAUGCACGCAGCAUGAAUCUGAUGAUUCGACAGACAGCCCGCCAGACCUUGCAGCAUUUUCUCAUCACAACCACAGUAUUCCCAGUGGGGCACUUUCUUCCAGUGCCAUUUCCUUGAUUAUUUUGGAGGCAGGAAUUGUCUUUCAUUCUCUUUUAAUUGGCAUAACUCUUGUUGUCGCUGGCGAUUCCGUUUUUAUAACUCUUUUCGUUGUCAUAAUCUUCCAUCAAAUGUUUGAGGGCUUAGCUCUUGGCGCCCGAAUCGCGGCAACUAAUAGCGACAAAGUUAUCAGCGCAAAACUUUUUAUACUUCCCUUAAUAUUUUCAUUCAUAACUCCUAUUGGCAUGGCAAUCGGCAUUGGUGUGUUGCAAAACUUUAAUGGCAAUAAUCCCAGCACAAUAAUCGCUCUCGGUACCCUUAAUGCAUUUAGCGCAGGUAUUUUGAUAUGGGUUGGAUUCAUUGAAAUGUGGGCCGGUGACUGGGUUCAUGGUGAUCUAGCACAGGCAGAUAUGGCUAGAACGUUUGUGGGUAUGGUGAGUCUCAUAGCUGGCUUUAUUUUGAUGGGAGUCUUAGGAAAAUGGGCAUAG
Messenger RNA from Blumeria graminis f. sp. triticale, 1548 nucleotides. The record is from the annotation of a GenBank genome assembly. NCBI's taxonomy places the organism in Eukaryota, Fungi, Ascomycota, Leotiomycetes, Helotiales, Erysiphaceae.